Molecule: messenger RNA, 1300 nt
Organism: Macroventuria anomochaeta
Lineage: Eukaryota; Fungi; Ascomycota; Dothideomycetes; Pleosporales; Didymellaceae
Product: Fe superoxide dismutase-like protein
Exons: 2
Coding region: 146-1042 (298 amino acids)
Biological process (GO): superoxide metabolic process
Molecular function (GO): superoxide dismutase activity; metal ion binding
Source: RefSeq, a predicted model, not a curated record
UCGUGAGUUGUUCGUCCCCAGGCGAGGGGGCGCGUCGUGAUUGGGCAAUGCAUCCUAGCGCUCUGUGUGCCCCGGGCGAGAAUUAUUAGCAUGGCGACGUCGACGUCGACGUCGCCAUGCUCAUUGCACCCAUCACUCACACCACAUGGCGAUUCUGCGGUGCAUAGCAAGGCGACCUGCUGCUUCCGCCUUCCGGGCUGCGGCCUCGGCUGCGAGCACAAGACAAGCUCCCUCGUUCGCCCGCAGCCUCUACACGGUCCCGUCGCUGGACCGCCACGACCUGCUCGUCGAGAACGGCGUCCCCGGCCUGUUCUCCCAGAGGGGCUUCUCGGUCGCGUUCACAAAGUACCAGCAGCACAUAGUCGACGAGCUCAAUGCAUCAACAGUCGGCACGCCGCUCGAGGGCCAGGACAUCAAGUCGCUCGUCAUCGAGCUCGCCCGCGAUCCCACAAAAGCCUACGUCUUCAACCUAGCCAGCAUGGCGUUCAACAACCACUUCUUCUUCCGCGGCAUCAACACAAACCCCGACGUGCAGUCGGCGCCCUCGUCCGACCUCGCGGUCCAGAUCAAGAAGGACUUCAACUCCAUCGACACCCUGCGCGAGACGUUCAUCGCAACCGCCGAGUCCAUGUUCGGCCCCGGCUUCGUCUGGCUCGUCCAGACCAACGACGUAACGUUCGGCGGCCUGCGCAUCCUUCCCACAUACAUCGCCGGCUCGCCCCUCUCGGGCGCACACUACAGGCGGCAGUCGCACGACCUGAACACCCACAACGCCGACUCGUACCAGAAGCUGAACAGCGUCGGCACGUUCGGCUCAGCAGCGAUGCAGCCUGCCCGGCCAAGGAAGCCGCUGGGCGGUACCGAUGUUGUGCCGCUGCUGUGCGUGAACACGUGGGAGCAUGCGUGGUUGCACGACUAUGGCGUCAAGGGCAAGAGCGCGUACCUGAGGGCGUGGUGGGAGAAGAUUGACUGGGAUUUGGUCAGGCAGAAUGUCACCAUCAAUCCUGACAAGGGCAGGCAGAACCAGUUUGCGUACUCUUGAGCGGGGAUGGGUUGGAUUGUAGCAUACAUGUACAAAACGUCGGCAUCUCAGGUCGUCGGCAUCUCAGGAGGUCGGCAUCUUGCAUUAGAGGUGUAGGGCUGUCAGAAUACUAUUAGAUCUUCCACGUGUCACAAUCAAUUCAUCGAUGCGCAGCGCCUGGCUUUCUCAGCGGACGUGCUACGCGUCAAGCCCAACACUCGAGGGACAAGGUUUGCACGAGGACAGGCACGGCUAAUAAUCAUGGGAGAGGUGUUCAUU